AUAGCAAGAAGAAGAACGAACAAAAACACAUUUGGUUGGGUGAGAGCAGAGGUAUUGGGAGCCCUUGUAAAUGCUGUGUUUCUAGUCGCCUUGUGCUUCUCCAUUGUCGUGGAGUCAUUAAAAAGACUUUUAGAUGUUGAGACAAUUGAAAAUCCAAAAUUGAUCCUUGUUGUUGGUUCUGCUGGUCUUCUGCUCAAUCUCAUUGGAUUAGCACUCUUUCAUCAACAUGGUCAUAGCCAUGGAGGAAUGAGUCGUGGACACAGCCACGGCAAGUCAAGCCGGGACAAGCACAGUCAUGGUCAUGGUAAGCAUGGCCACAGCCAUGGUGGCCAUACUCAUAUACAUGAGGAGGAUAGUCUUGAUGACCAUAAAAAAGAAUUAUCUGAUACUGCUCUCAAAAGCAUAACAAUUGUAGAUGAAAUACAGGAUGAUAUAAGUGAUGUUAUAAUGGACAACCCAAAGUUAGCAUCCAGUGCCCAGCUGAAUAUGCGAGGAGUAUUCCUACAUGUAUUGGGUGAUGCAUUAGGUUCUGUCAUUGUAGUAAUCAGUGCAUUAGUUAUAUGGUUUGUAGAAGGUGAUUGGAAAUAUUAUGUAGAUCCAGCAAUGAGUUUGGCUAUGGUUAUGAUUAUCCUGUGUACAACUAUACCAUUGUUGAAAGAGUCUGCUAUGAUAUUACUACAGACAGUACCAACUCAUAUCAAAGUGGAAGAUAUGCAGUCCAAACUAGUGAGCAAGGUGAGUGGAGUAUUAGCUGUACACGAGUUCCACGUUUGGAGACUAGCUGGUAAUAAGAUUAUUGCUUCUGCACAUAUACGAUGUAAAAAUUUGACAGAUUACAUGCGGAUUGCAAGUCAAGUAAAAGAGUUCUUUCAUGAUGAAGGUAUACACUCAACUACUAUACAACCAGAAUUUGUAGAGUACACUGAAAUUGAUGGCCAGACUGACUGUAUGUUAGAAUGUUCGCCUGAUAAAUGUGCUGAACAGACUUGUUGUGGUAAUCGCAAACAAUCUGUCCCACUUCUGGAAACCAAUGGUGUCAGACAGAGAAUUUCUGCAGGAACCUCCAUGCAUCAAGAAUACUCCAGUCCUCAUAGCUUGAAUACAUCACCAUGUAUGUCCGAUGCUGUCUGUCAGGCUUCUCCUGACUGUAUUAUGAUGAUGAUGACAUCCAAAGAUGGUGAGGACACUCAUUUGUAAAGUGCUUAACAACUUAGUUGAUGAUCAGUUGUUGGUGUUAACAGGGCCAUGUACAUCAAAAUGUACAUAUUUUGUUUGACCAAGUUUUAAAGAUUACACAUGUAAGGCCAAUCCAACAGUUGUGUUCAGGGUAUUAAAUAUAUAUUAUAUAUUAAAUAUUAAAGUUAUUCCAGUAUGUUUGCAAAUUGCCUUGACCAAGUGGUGUCCACUCAAUAGAGGUGCCUACAGUUUGUUGGACGAAACUCAAUAAAAUAUAAAUACAUAUUCCCAGUCAUUUCAACUUUGAUUUCUCAGUACAGUAACCUGGGAGAUACGGUAUAUGAGUAUACCAUAUUUGUCUGAUACACCAUCAUCCCAAACCUCUCUCUCCCUUGGGCAAUAUUUCAGCAGGUGGUUACAAAAAACACUUGUCAAUGUAUUUACAGAAAAUAUCUCGUGCUGAUCAAAGUUCCAGAAUUAUGUUAUUUUUAGAACGAUUCAAUCUAACCUGGUGCCUAAAUUAAACUGACUUGCGUGAAUGGGUAAACUGUUUGACAAUGAGCUGUUAUCACUGUGAUCACAAUGAUCAGUACAUGUCUAAAGUGACCAGUUUACAUGACUGUGAUGUUGGCUACUAAACCAAUGUUUCAAUGUUUAUUUUAAACUAGUUCUAUACUUUCAUUUACCAACAAAAAUUAAAACCAAUGCAUAUUUAUGACAUUAGAAUCAGAAUAUCAGUUUGUUAUCCUGAGGAAAUGCAGACAAUUUUUAUUUUGGGCUGUAAAAAUUUCAGUUGUGAUACUGUGACUGCUUUAUUCUUGGUACCUUGCAACCCCAUAUCAUGACUAAUGUUUUUAUACUAUAAUGAAUUAAAAUAGAAAAAUUGAAGCCAAUACUAGCCUGAAAAUAUGCCCAUUCUUUCAAAACAUUGCGCAGGGCUGGUACAUACAUGUACGUAAUACUAUUGUAUAUCAAUGCAAAUACAGGAAGUAGUACCGUAAAAUCUGUAUUAGAAGCCGCAUCCCUAAUAGAAGUCGCACCCAUUCUUUUUAAACAACUGGGAACCAAAAAAUCAUUUCUCAUAUGUGUAGAUGCUCUAAUAGAAGCCGCACCCCCUCUAUUGGAUUGUACCAUUUUAAUAGAAGCCGCGGUUUCUAAUACAGAUUUUACAGUAAUCCUUUUGUAAGUUGAAAAUGACAUACCAAAAUGAAUAGUUGUAUGAUAUAUAAUAGUGAAACUUUCAAAUGGACAAUGUAUUUUUUAUUGCCCAUGGUCAUCCAGGGGUGCUUAGUCCAAGCUAGCUGUUCAAAGAUAUGUCAUUAUAUGCUAAGGUCUGGACUGAGUUUUAAAAGGGGAUCAGAUCUAGUUUUGGCUAUACUAAGCAUUCACACAUAGUUUCUUAGUACAGGCUAACGUCAUUGUCGUCUUCGCCCAUUCGAAGGAAGGAAGUAUGCAUGAAUGCAACUAUGUUCUGAAAGUUUGGUUGUUCAAAGUAUGCAAAUAUAUCAUAACAGAAGGUUUGGGGUUGAAAAUUACCAAAUGAGUACAAUAGUUUAUAUAUAUAUAUUUUGUUGUUUAUUGCAUACAACGUUUACUUUCCUAACUUUUUUUUAAAUUCCAUGAUACAAAAAGUACCUAAGUACAAAUAUUGAGUGCUGUAAACAUGGCAGGCCAGAAAUAGAGGGACUGUCAGCAGAAUAAGAAAAACAAACAAAAUAGCACUGUGCUUAGUUUAACUAUCUGACUAUAGGUUAUUAGACCCAAGAUUGUGACACCUAAUGUCACCAACAUGUAUACUCUACAUGUCUACUAAGUUCACUAUAUUUUUGUGAAUGCAUCACUUAAUGACUCAGUGAUUAAAACUCCAGUAAGAUCUAUUUUGAGAUUAUGUUUAUGAGUAGUCAAUAUUAAAGUGCUGAAUACUUGCCCCUAACUGUCUUGCAUAUAUGUAUGCCCAGGUACUGAAUGAUUUUUUAAAGUGCUUUUUAUAUACCUAAUACAUAAUUGAUUAACAUUGUGAUGACUGUCUAUUUGAGCCUUAUAGGCACCUAAAUGUGUUCUUCUCAAAGAAGGUUUUUUGCUGUCAGAAUAUUUGUCUUUAAAUUAUCUAAAUGUUAUUGGCUGUAUUUCGUUUUUAAGAACCAAGCUGAAACCUCUCUUCUGACAUUUACAAUGUUCAUAUUAAUUUUUAAAUCGCAGUUUUAAUGUACAUGUAAUUGAACCACCAAAUGAUGAUGAUGUUGCUGAAAAUCAUACAAGGUGCAAUUUGAUUAUUCAUAGUUUUUAUUGAAUCUUCACAAUUUAUGAUGUUCUCGGUUAAUGUGUUUUCACCCUCUGAACAUUUGGUUUCUACUACUGGUAGUUCAUGGUGGGUGAAUGCUUUUUAGUACAGAGCUACAUCCAAGUUGAUUUCUCAUUUCAUUGAUGAACGAAAAGUUGUUGAUUUUCUAUAUAUUAUUGAGCAUUUUUUUUCAUGAUCAACAUUUGAAGUCUACUAAUAUUUACUUUUUUUCCUGUAAACAGUUCAAUUGUCGAAAACUAUUGCUAUGUUCACACAGCAGCAUUCUACUGUAGCCGAACUACUGCUCCUCCCACCAAUUAACAGGAGAUUAUCUCCAAUGCGUUCAUACGGAUGGGAGCCGAACAAGAUCUGCCACAGUUCGAUUCAGAACGGAACAGUGCCCUCAAAUAAUUAGUAUAAAAAAACGUGGCUGAAAACGAUAUUGGUGUUGAGCUUGUGUUUUUUUUUUACAUGGCAUGAUUCUGUUGAGCUGGAAGAAAAAAUACACACUCACGAUCGAGUCUGAGCAUUGAGGUAGAAAAGUCAAUGAACUGGUGUUAUGAUUUAGGUAAUAGUAUCUUGAAUAAACAGGAAACACGGCAACUAAAAUGUGUUACAGCCUAUUCGCUUAAGUUAUUGUUCAACUGUUGUGAUAUGUGUUAGUUGUCAAUCUAAACUUACUAGGAACAUGUCACCUUACCGUGACCGCUUCUACGAUUUUUAUCUCUGGUGUCUUUAAAAAGUAUUUUCAAUUUUCAUUGGAUCUGUUCAGUCCUUCUUUCAAGUUUUUGUUGCUUAAUUUCGUACGCCAUUUUUCUGUUUCCAGUUGACCUGUCAAACUAUCGCAGUAUUUCUUUACUCUGCCAAAUAGAUAUUAGGACGUGUACCUCUUUGUCAAAUUGGAAAUUGCGUGAAGUUACGAACGAUGUUGUCUCCACCAUAAUUAAGUGAGAGGUUACUUCAAGUUGAAGAAGACAAUUGAAGGUGUGAUUUGGGCUUUCGAUAGUUGGACCCUGCAUGUACACAGUCAUCUCGGGGCUCAACCCUAUUGGAGUUCAACCCAGAGGGUUUAUUGGAGCUGAAUUUGGCUCGAGCCGAGCACUUAUACAUGGCCAUUUUUGUUGGCUUAAGCUGUAGGGCUCCGAUAAAAUGCUGUCGUGUGAACAUAGCAAUCAUAUUGCAAUAGCUUUUCUUAAACUGUUCUGUAAAACCUUAGGUUAAUCAUUGUCUAUAUUCACACAAUACUGUAUUUGCUCUAUUAGU
This is a messenger RNA of Saccoglossus kowalevskii, 4720 nucleotides long. Its product is annotated as proton-coupled zinc antiporter SLC30A1-like. The record is from RefSeq and is a predicted model, not a curated record. Gene Ontology annotation, biological process: detoxification of zinc ion; intracellular zinc ion homeostasis; zinc ion transmembrane transport. Lineage: Eukaryota; Metazoa; Hemichordata; Enteropneusta; Harrimaniidae. Gene Ontology annotation, cellular component: membrane. Gene Ontology annotation, molecular function: zinc ion transmembrane transporter activity.